GCAGCUCACCUGCUAUUGGUUCACUGGAGGCCUGCGUAAUCGCGAACGAGCGUCAGACGUGCGCGUAACAGACAGCGCAGUGACAACAUGGCGUCCUCUGCUGCAGGUGUUGUUGUUCCUCGCAGCUUUCGGCUGCUGGAGGAACUGGAAGAAGGGCAGAAAGGCGGCGGAGACGGCACGGUGAGCUGGGGCCUGGCAGACGACGAAGACAUGAGGCUCGCUCACUGGAAUGGCAUGAUCAUCGGCCCCCCAAAGACGGUUUAUGAAGGUAGGAUAUACAGCCUGAAGAUAGACUGCGGUGCCAGGUACCCAGAGGUGCCGCCCGUCGUCCGCUUUGUGAACAGGAUCAACAUGAACGGUGUGAGCAGCUCCACUGGUGUGGUGGACCUGAAGUCCGUGUCGUCGCUGGCGCGGUGGAAGAACUCCUACAGCAUCAAGAUGGUGCUGCAGGAGCUCAGGCAGCACAUGAUGAUGAAAGAGAACAGCCGGCUGUCCCAGCCACCUGAAGGCCAGGUGUACAGCAACUGACAGUCCACCCCCCCCCCACCCCCACCCCCACCCGCC
Molecule: messenger RNA, 564 nt
Organism: Cyprinodon tularosa
Lineage: Eukaryota; Metazoa; Chordata; Actinopteri; Cyprinodontiformes; Cyprinodontidae
Product: ubiquitin-conjugating enzyme E2 variant 1-like
Exons: 4
Coding region: 88-528 (146 amino acids)
Biological process (GO): protein K63-linked ubiquitination; DNA damage tolerance
Cellular component (GO): nucleus
Source: RefSeq, a predicted model, not a curated record